Ciona intestinalis (vase tunicate) is the source of this 1180-nucleotide messenger RNA. Lineage: Eukaryota; Metazoa; Chordata; Ascidiacea; Phlebobranchia; Cionidae. The record is from RefSeq and is a predicted model, not a curated record.
AUGCACUUAGCAGCGUGCUAAAUAGACAUGGUAACAGGUAGGUUGUUGGUUUAUUGUUUGAAUAAUCAACUUAUAAUUACAGCUGACAUGUAUUUUCAGAUCAACAGAAAUGCCUAUAGAAAGUGCAGAGCCGGUGACUCACACGGUUGAGCAACCAAGCCUAUCGCAAGCUACGUCACCAUUACAAGAUAUGCGAAUUUACCCACAAGAUGUCGGUCGACUGCUACAAGAAGAAAUCUACCAUGAAGCUUUAUCCUAUGGUUCAAGAUUCGACCCAGCUGAUAUUGGAUUUAAUGAUCUGGCUUAAGUUUAUUGGCAUUGGAUGUUUAUUGGAGAAGCGGAAGAAGCGACUUGAUUUAAAGAUCAACUGAAGAAGCUAUUAAAAGAGAAAUCGCAUUCCACACCAAAUAAAAUCCAAACGUUUGCUGACACUAUCAAGGGUAACGGUAGAGAUAUGGAAGCAGUUUUGUUUUAUCAUAUCGCUGCCGAGUUUUAUGGAAAUCAAUCAAAAGCAGGUUUGAUCGGGAUAAAGAACUGCGCAAAUGGUAUCAAAGAAUCGAUCGAGGCAAUGUUAUCACGUAACAAAGAAUUAAAAUCGAUCAUUCGAACCCACGUGAUUCCACUGAUGCAUGACAUGCGAGAAAUGAUUCGACGAUCUGUUGACGUUAAUGAGAAAGAUCGCUGUUUGUGGGAAGUUUGGUGUUUGCAUCGGAUCGAACGCAGUGAAGGUUUAGUUGAUAACUUUAGUGGUUGCGAAAAAACUAUAAAAGAAGCAAUCGCUAUAAUGGAGAGGGUGUUCCAGCAGGGAGCUGCAACUUAUUUAGUGUACGGACAUUUUUUGAACAAUCUCGGUUACACGUAUGAACAGACUUCCCGCCCAAACGAUGCCUGCGAAUAUUUCCGCAAAGCUAUUGCAGCCUACGGGAAAGCUGAGGAUAUCGACGAUGAUCUAAGAGCCAAAUGGGUUUCCAACAGCAUUCAGUUCCUGAAGGAUGCAAAUCGUCAAAUACAAUAACUUCGUCACAACUGUUCGUUUUGUUAUAAUUAUCACAAUGAAUAUCGUUACGUCAUUAACAAAUGUUAAUAUGUUGUAUUUAGUGUAUAUAUAUAACAUCAUAAUCGACAUCAUUGUUUCGCGUGGUAUUAUCACAGAUGAAAAGGUAUUCUCUCAUAUUGAUAG